AUGGCAAAUCUAUGGCUGAUCCUGAUAAUAGCAGCGACUAUAGCUUCAAAUGGUAUUUUGGCAAAUCCCACAGAACUGGGAAUCCAAGGACGUAUUAUAUCGGGAAAGGAAGCGGUGGUUGGCCAAUUUCCAUGGCAUGUGAUACUGAAGCGUGAUGAAUGGGAUGAUUUGUUGUGCGGUGGCUCCAUAAUUUCAGACACCUGGGUGCUAACAGCUGCUCAUUGUGCCUAUGGCCAUGAUUCGCUUUUCCUACUCUUCGGCACCGUGGAACUUGAAGAUGAGCAGGCCCUGAAUAUGACGGCCACAGAGCUUUAUGUGCAUCCCAAUUACAAUGACAAGAUGAACAACGAUGUGGCCCUUAUCCAUUUGCCCAAGCAGCUAGUGUUCACUUCGAAUGUGCAGCCCAUUCAAUUGGUAACCAAUUCGCAGGCCAGUAACACAUUUGUGGGCACCACGGCCACCAUUACGGGUUUCGGCCUGAUGGAUGACGAGUACUUGGAUUAUUCGCAAGUACUCCUUUAUGCCCAUGUGCAGGUCAUUGCCAAUGACCAGUGUUUGGCCAUCUUUGGGGCCGGAGUCGUGCUUCAGUCGACUCUCUGUUGUCAAGGCGAUGCCGGCAGCAAAAUGUCCACCUGUAGCGGCGAUUCGGGUGGUCCAUUGAUCAUGUACGAUUCGAGUUCCAGCCGCUAUGUCCAGAUUGGUAUCAAUUCAUUUGUGGCCGAGGAUCAGUGCACUGCCGGCUAUCCAUCGGGCUAUGUGCGUCUCACCUCGUUCCUGGAGUACAUCGCAGACACCACUGGCCUAGCGCUGAGUUAA
Messenger RNA from Drosophila willistoni, 816 nucleotides. RefSeq names its product brachyurin. The transcript is spliced from 2 exons. Gene Ontology annotation, molecular function: serine-type endopeptidase activity. The record is from RefSeq and is a predicted model, not a curated record. The coding region runs from base 1 to 816 and encodes 271 amino acids. NCBI's taxonomy places the organism in Eukaryota, Metazoa, Arthropoda, Insecta, Diptera, Drosophilidae. Gene Ontology annotation, biological process: proteolysis.